AUGAGCGUUGUUGCACCAAAUUUGGCGGCCCUGAUUGGCGAAGUGGUUGGGGCGCGGUUGAUUUCGCAUGCGGGCAGUUUGACCAACCUCUCCAAAUACCCGGCCUCAACCGUGCAGAUUCUUGGUGCGGAGAAGGCUCUUUUCAGAGCCUUAAAGACUAAGGGAAAUACCCCCAAGUACGGACUGCUAUACCAUUCGUCUUUCAUAGGCCGCGCCGGUCCCAAGAACAAGGGCAGAAUCUCCAGGUUCUUGGCCAACAAGUGUUCCAUCGCAUCAAGAAUUGAUAACUUCUCUGAAACCCCGUCCACCAAGUUUGGCAAUGCCCUUAAGCAACAAGUUGAGGAGAGAUUGGAAUUCUAUGCUACUGGAGCUGCCCCAACUAAGAAUGAAGUCGCAAUGAAAAAUGCUAUGGAUGCUGUCUUAGCGGACAUCGAUGUUGAUGAAGCUGGUAGUGACGUGGAAAUGAAGGACACUGAUGAAGUGACUGAAAAAAAGAGAAAAUGCCCCAUCCUACACACGUCACAUCCCACAUCCCACAUCCCACAUCCUCCACAGGUGGCUGUUCGCCAUGCAUUUACUCCUUAUGAACGGCACCGCCCUGAUCGCCAAAAGUUCACAAUACUACGACAUCUUACCCCCUGCUCCAUCACAAUAAUGACCGGAAAGCUGACACUCCACAAGUCACCAAAGCGCAAACGCGAUGGCAUAGACUACCAGCAAAGGACUUCUUCAUCGUCCCCUACUUCUUCCCAUACGUCCAUCAGUGUAAAGGAUGGUGGUCAUCUUUCCGAUGAAUAUAGUCCCGCUGUUGGGGGAAAUAGCCCCCAAAUCUCCGUAGUGGGAGAGCUGGGAGAACUUGACCUCCACGGAACUUCGAGUCAUAGAUUUGUUGAAAGCACGGACAAUGGUGCUGCAGAUUACAAGCAGACGAUCAAUAAAGGGGAUGAAGUACCUUCUGAACAAGGUCUAAUGAACAUCGAUGCGUCACCGACAGUAACCUCGAUUACUACAAAGGAUACAGAGAAGAUGACCCGCGCAUUGCUAGGGGAUGGAGGCUUGCGAACUAUGAGCCCAGUUCCGGUGCCACAGCAAAAAUCCAAACCCAACCCACAACAAAAGCGCAUGUCCCGUCGAAAAUCUCCUCCUCUUUCAAGCAACGAGGAUAAGAAUCCGCUGACAUGGCAUGAGUCAGAAAUAACAGGAUAUGCGCCGACAGAUCCGAAUGAUGAUGGGUACGGAAUCAACGGAAUUGGUUUCAAGCCCACGGCUGCGGUCGCAUGGGAUAGAUCGCAGAGAAGACAAAAGCAAGUAGCAGAGUGGAAGAGCCGUGAAGCGAAGGAGGCGAGGGAGAGGCGGAAGUCACGCCGUGAUGGGAUUCCCCUAAACGAACAUGCGGAAAACACAGGACAUAACUACAAGAAAGUCAAAUUUGACAUAACUACGGAGGAUUGA
Messenger RNA from Histoplasma mississippiense, 1452 nucleotides. RefSeq lists its product as hypothetical. Lineage: Eukaryota; Fungi; Ascomycota; Eurotiomycetes; Onygenales; Ajellomycetaceae. The record is from RefSeq and is a predicted model, not a curated record. Bases 1 to 1452 code for a protein of 483 amino acids. The transcript has 4 exons. Gene Ontology annotation, cellular component: box C/D methylation guide snoRNP complex; small-subunit processome. Gene Ontology annotation, molecular function: snoRNA binding.